Nymphaea colorata (pocket water lily) is the source of this 1374-nucleotide messenger RNA. Its product is annotated as anthocyanidin-3-O-glucoside rhamnosyltransferase-like. Lineage: Eukaryota; Viridiplantae; Streptophyta; Magnoliopsida; Nymphaeales; Nymphaeaceae. The record is from RefSeq and is a predicted model, not a curated record. The transcript has a single exon. Bases 1 to 1374 code for a protein of 457 amino acids. Gene Ontology annotation, molecular function: UDP-glycosyltransferase activity.
AUGGAAGGAGUUUGCCACCCUUUUCAUGUUGUCAUGCUCCCAUGGCUAGGCUUUGGUCACAUCUGCCCAUUCAUCCAACUAUCCAACAGGCUGGUCGAGAAUGGUGUCACAGUCACCUUCCUCUCUCCGCCAACCCUCGUGGAGAGGAUCCGUGCUGGCCUCGACCCUAGCAUUCCAAUCGUCAACUAUGACCUCCGUCCCAUCCCUGGCCUGCCUGCUGGAGUUGAAUCGACUACUGCUUCUGUGUCUGCGCGCCUGCGCCUGCUUCUCAUGGAGGCCCUUGACGCCAGCGAGCCACAGAUCACCAACAUUCUACGCAAACUCUCUCCUGAAGUCGUCGUCUUCGACUUUGUUUACCACUGGCUUCCCCCGCUCGCAAACUCCCUAGGAAUCAAGCCUGUGUUUUUCUACGUUGCAGCUGCCAUCUCUACUACGCCCAUGAAGAUCUUCACCGUGGUGCACCCAAAAAAGCUAGCCCUUACGCUUAGUGAGAACCUUCCUGUAAGGCUUGUUUCAGCCAUCACCAGCCUAAAGCCCUAUGAAGCACGCGACAUGAUGCAGAACUUAAGGAGGCACCAUAAAUCGAGAAGGUCCCCAUGCACGAGGAUUCUCGCUGUCAUGGCACUGAGUUCUGCAAUCAUCAUAAAAACUGCCGUGGAGAUCGAGGAGACGUACCUCAAGUUCUUCUCGUCCUUGACCGGGAAGCAGGCGCUCCCAUGCGGUACGCUCAUGUCCAAGGCUCCAAGGGGAGAGCUCGAGGAACGAUGGCAGAAAUGGCUGAACAAGUUCCCUGUAGGAUCUGUUGUCUUUUGCUCCUUCGGCAGUGAGGUUUGCUUAACAAAUGAGCAGAUCGUCGAGCUCAUUGCGGGAUUAGAGAUGAGUGGUGCACCAUUUUUCGCUGUCCUUAAUUUCAGAACACCUGGGGAGCAGGCAGCAAAGCAAGAGAUUGUAGGGGAAAGAAUGGGAGGAAAGGGGAUGGUGCAUAGCGGAUGGGUUCAACAACCACAUAUUCUGAGGCAUCCUUCAGUUGGCGUGCACCUUAGCCAUGGCGGCUUCGGCACAAUUAUGGAGGCCGUAGCAGGCGGGUGCCAAACGGUCCUGCUUCCCCAGAUAUCAGAUCAGUUUUUGUGUGAAAAGCUAAUGACCAAGAAGCUUAAGGCUGGCGUUGCCGUGAAGAGGAGGUCUAAGGACGGAUGGUUUACUAGGGAGGCUGUGUGUGAGGCAGUGAGAAUGGUGAUAGACAAUGAUGAAGAGAAAACGAAGAAGAUAAGAGCCAACAAUGCCAAACUAAGGGAAUUCUUGCUUAAUGAGAGCGUGCAACAAGAAUAUAUUAGGACUGUAAUAGGAAAACUUCAAGAGUUGGUGUUAUCAUGA